Oppia nitens is the source of this 1465-nucleotide messenger RNA. Its product is annotated as WD repeat-containing protein 18-like. Gene Ontology annotation, cellular component: nuclear pre-replicative complex. The transcript is spliced from 8 exons. The record is from RefSeq and is a predicted model, not a curated record. Gene Ontology annotation, molecular function: protein binding. Lineage: Eukaryota; Metazoa; Arthropoda; Arachnida; Sarcoptiformes; Oppiidae. Gene Ontology annotation, biological process: DNA-templated DNA replication; rRNA processing. Bases 60 to 1376 code for a protein of 438 amino acids.
CAAUGCCAUCUAUAUAUUGAAAAGCAGUGUUCAAUACAAUCAUAUGUACUGUAAAUGCAAUGUCCGCUAAAACUCAGGUUGUCAUCAGUAGUGACCUAAACGGUGAAUUGCAUUCAGUGUGUGUCUGGGAUUUGGUUACCGCCAGCACUCAAAUCACAUACAAAAGCACGGGAUGUGUUCAACGCCACUGUCUUGACAUCGCCGCCGAUCAACUGUUGGUCAGUUCAAUCAAAGAGUCGCCAAUUAUCAAUGUGUGGUCAUUUGAGCGCAAAGAUCAGUUGCACCUUAAGAUCAUAUGUCCCGGCAAAGUGACAGCUCUCAAGUUGACCACUGAUGGCAAAUAUUGUUUGGUGGCCAUCGGUACCAGUCUUUAUAUUUGGCAGACCUCUUCGGGUGCCUUAUUGGCUAUUCUUGAGAAACAUUACCAAAAGAUUACAUGUAUUGCCGUAUCGUCUGAAUCGACUUACUUUGUGACCGCAGGUGAAGACGGUUUAGCUCUAGUCUGGUCAUUGGCCGCAUGUGUUGGAUAUGACGACACUCUGAUUAGCGAUACGAUGACCAGUGAGAAGGAACCGAUAUACAAGUGGUCGGACCACACAAAUGCUGUCACCGAUGUGUACAUAGGAUUGGGUGAUGUGGAGGGUCUGUGCUCCACGUGCUCUACUGACCAAACAUGUCGGAUCUAUGAAUUGAAUUCUGGAUCACUUCUCACAACAAUUGUUUUUGAAACCCCUCUCUGGUCGGUAGUUAUGGAUUCGACACAAACGGUAUUAUAUUGUGGCGGACACGACAACAAUAUUUAUGAAACAAAACUAUACGCAAAGUCAAAAGCUAGUGAACUGGAAAAACAAAAUAAACCACAAUUUAUUGGACACGAAGGUCCUGUCACUUGUCUAUCAAUAUCGAUGGAUGGUUUGGCUUUAAUAUCGGGUUCCGAUGACAAUAACAUAAAGAUAUGGCACGUCAAUAGCAAACAGUGCAUGAAAACUAUUACAAAUAAAGGUCCAGUUUCAAACGUAAUGGUGUUACCAUUUCCAUCAGCACUAUUGACUCAAAAGCCGCCAAACUUACCAUUCAAAAGCUUCAAACGAACUAUUCUUAGCGAUAUUUUCAGACAAAGUAGUGAUACUGAGGACGAGUAUUGCAUUGAAAUUAGAAACGAGGAAAACCUAUUAAAUAGCUUAUCAUUUAUGAAUGGUAUAGAUAUAGACAAUGAUUUGUGCGACGGAACUACUAAUUCAUACCAAAACAAUUUGGAGGAAUAUUCAGUUAGUAAUGAAAAUGAAAAUUUAAGGAAAGAGUUAAAUGAUUUGAAAGAUAUUAAUAGCAAAUUAUACAGUUAUGCAGUCGACUCGAUAUUCAAAUCACUGCCCUGAGCUUUGCACAGAGACAACAUUAUGUUUAACAAUGGGUUCGUUAACACUAUCGAUAAAUAUAUUGUUAGCCAAAUGGGCUGUCAUUUAAA